GUGACAUUUUGGUACGUGUUCGUAUGGGUUGUUUGGAUAGAAUUGAGUCUACUUAGUAUUGAAGCCGAAUGGUAUCGUGUUUGAAAGGGUAAUUAUUUGUGUUACGAGGCUCAUCCUUGCGGGAUUUUUACGCGGCGUUCAGGCUCGAAGAAAUGUUAUUUUUUAAAUGUUUCUGUCUCUCCAUGAGUUAGGGGCUGACAACCAUCGUUUGGAUUCUUUCGUUGGAGUGCUACGUGCGACUGAUUCUCGUCUUGAUGUAUGGUGCAUAGGAAAUCUCAAGCAACUGGUAUCUCCUUCGUAAUCAAGAUUACAAAGACAGGGCACCUUCAGCCUAACGAAGGACUUUUUGCCGCGUUCUUAUUGGUCUUGUCAAGUCCUCGCGCCAUGAUUGUUACUUACACGCGCUGUGAUAGACUAUCCUUCAGCAUUUUUGAGACUUCUCAUGGUCACCCACGAAUCCUCACCCUUCGUCAUUGCUGCGGGGCGAGCUACUUCCAUUGAAUACACAGUCUAAGAAAGGCUC
This is a messenger RNA of Fomitiporia mediterranea MF3/22, 523 nucleotides long. RefSeq lists its product as uncharacterized. The transcript has 2 exons. The record is from RefSeq and is a predicted model, not a curated record. Bases 259 to 501 code for a protein of 80 amino acids. NCBI's taxonomy places the organism in Eukaryota, Fungi, Basidiomycota, Agaricomycetes, Hymenochaetales, Hymenochaetaceae.